Molecule: messenger RNA, 4491 nt
Organism: Leishmania major strain Friedlin
Lineage: Eukaryota; Euglenozoa; Kinetoplastea; Trypanosomatida; Trypanosomatidae
Exons: 1
Coding region: 1-4491 (1496 amino acids)
Source: RefSeq, a predicted model, not a curated record
AUGGCCCCCCCCCCCAUCUCCCCCCUCCCCAUCUCCCUCCCUCUCCCUCCAUUGGCGUUUCGACGUUCGCCCCUGGCACCUCGUGCCGCUCUUCUCUUGCCGCUUUCCGAGUCCCUUCCGUCACAACGCCCCCCCCGCUCUCUCGUCACACGCCGCUUCCGCAGACGAAGUAUGCAGUGGACAGAAGUGGACCAGGAGCAGCUGCAUCGCUUCUUGGAGGGCUUCACUAACCCAGACCCGUUGGUGCAAGCCUCGAACCUAGAACAGCUCCAAGCCCUGUCGGACUACCCAUCUGCAUUAGUGUCCACACUCGCUAUUGUCUGUGAUGCGGCAGCCUCCGUCACUGUGCGACUCUCUGCCACUACGGUGGCCCGCCAGCUACUGCGCUGCGGCGACCGGCUGCCACUCUACCUCAGCGCUACAGGGGAUGAUCCGGCAACGGCGGCGCAGUCCAUAGCAGAGGCCCUCUUUGACGCUGCCCUCGAGGGCUCGUCCUCGCUAUCAUCGGCAACCACGGCAGCACCACUACAGCGCGCCACAGCGAAUCUCAUCGCCUGCCUGCUAAGUGGCUUGGCUCACACAAGCCUGGCAGCCACCGCCACUGCACUCUGGUCCCGCAUCAUAUCCUCUCUCCUCCAACGCACAGAUCCGGCCACGCUCAUCGUGAACCACGCAUUUCAAGGCGGUCACUGGCACACAGCUCAGCGUGGGGCCCUGUGCGCUGCGUUGCUGCGCGCGAUAUGCGAGGCACCCCUUUCCACGUCGAAGGUCCUGCGUGAACGGUUGGGCAGCCAAGCAGCCGAGUGCUUGGCCCUCUGCUCCCUUUUCACGCAGCUGCUGCAACUACUCGAAACGCAGAUGGAGACGGAGCAAGCCGCGAGCAGGGCAGCAGCGCGUUUCAAUGCGUUGUGGCUGGAAGAGACUCUCACUGCUUUUCAGGCGUGCAUGGAGUCCGGUCUUCUGCCUUGUGCUCCCUCAGACUUCUUGCGCGCGCCCGCUAGUGACCAAUCUGUCACCUCGCCUGGCGCGGACAGCAGCAGCACCGGCUUGGGUGAGGGCCCCUCUAUGCAGGCACUGCGCGCCGUGGGCACCGCAGUUGGCAGUGUUCAAAUCGGCGCUCAGGGCCUCCUCCUCCGUCACGUGCUGGGGCGUCUGGAGCUUUGGGACGGCCAGAGUGCGGGCGGCGCUUUCCCGCGCGAGGUGGUUGCGUCUGCGGCUCCUUUCGUGGCGGUUGGCAUGCGGUACAUGGCCGACGCGGUCGCUCUCGAUGCGGUCCAUCCUCUUCACGGCGCCUUCCACGCCACGGCAACUCCUCUGCUUGCAAAAUUCUGCCAUGCGGCGUGCCUUGCUGAGCUCCAGUACGACGGUGCCGGUGAGCCUGACAGUGUUCACGCCGCUGUCUUGGCCUGCAUAAACUACGUGACAGAGUGGAUGAAUACAGAGUGCGCGCAUCUCAGCGCACCUUCGAGCCGCCUUGCCGCGUUCUCGGCUCAUCCCUCGAUGGUGACUGCACCAACAGAGGGCUACGUCUCCUGCCUCUACAGCAUGCUCGUAGAUGCAGCUACGCUUCCACCAUCCGUAGCUGAUGCGCUAGAGGAACACACAACACACCAACCGGACAGCGCCGCAGAUUUUCUGGUGAAGUCGGCCGCCGGGCGGCGCCGGGAGCCCCGCGGCAGUCACACGCAGAAAACUUAUGAUGAAUGGACUUCGGUUGCCGCCGAACCCGCAGAGGAAACGCGGAACGCGUCAGCAGUCGUAAUGCCAGAGAGCUGUGACAAACAGGAUGACACCUUACUUGCAGACGCGCUGGAAGUCGCGCUACCGGACAACGGGAUACUGCGGCACGCCGUAGCCUGGUGUGCAGCUGGGCUCUCCUGCAAGCAGGCGUGGAUGAUGGCGGUUGCACCUUUAGUCGUGCGCCCUGCAACAAUCUCCCCGCUUGCAAGCCUCGGUGCAGCCUGCGCCGCAGAGUCCGCCUUGUUUGUGAACAACGAGUUCCUCGAUAGUAUCCUCGCCGAGGACGAAGUCAGCGCCUCCCUCGCCGCAGCAACUCCUGAGCUGCUCGUGCAACAUCUUGCAGCGCAGGUGCAGUCUGUCUUGAGCCUCCUCGGCCCACCAACACAAGAAGGCUUUGGCACUCGCGCUCCAUUCUUUGUGCGCAUCCAGGCUGUGAGGUAUCUUGGAAGGCUAGUGGUUGGCCUACUGGACGCAUGGCAGCACACUUCCAGCGCUGAUCACGUGAUUCGAAGCAGGUCAGGUAUUGAAGAGCGUGCCCACAGGGUGAUGCUUGCAGUCGGUGGCCUGGAAAAAUUGCUUGGCCUUGUCCUCGGUCACCUGACCACGGAGGUGAGUAAAGCCGCUCAAGUAGAAUGUGUCAAGACCCUCAACUCCGCUCUUACCUCAUACCUGAAGGUGAUGGAGCAGCUGAUGCGCAGUGCCGUGAACAGCGGUGCUGCAUCGGACCUCGAGGAGGAAUCUCUGGGCAGCACCAGCGGCAGCAGUGGCGAUAUGGAUGCCGGUGACGAAAGCGGCGAUGCAGCUCGCCAUCUUUUGCUCAGUGACGCCUGCGAACGUGCGCGCGUCUUUUUUCAGUCCUUCGGCGCCACGACGGACCUUUGCGCCGUUGUGGAGGUGUUGCGUGUUGUUUCUUCACACCUCCCGUCCUUCCAGUGGAGCGUCCGGCAAGCUGUGUACCACCUCUUCAGUGAAGCACUGCCCUCGCUCUGGCGAACAGCACCAUUGGUGGACUCCUUGUCUGCAAGCCAGGCGGAUGGCACCCACUCAGUAGCAUCGUACUCGGCUCGUUUGGUCACCGCGCAGGUUUUGGAGGCGCUGGCCCAGCACUACGCGACACUCCUCCGCAGCUCUUCCCUUUCCAACAAUGCCUCUCCGAUGCUGGAGAUGGCGACGCUGCUGACGUCAAUGGCGGAUGUGACGAGUGCGAUGGAUGGUGGUGCACUGGAAAUGGUCGUACCGUGGAUUCUGCAAGUGGCACAUCACAUGCUCGACCUCUACGCUCACUAUCUCACCCGUCGCGCACACUCCGAUCACUUGCCAACUGCUGACAGCGCAAGUGGGGUUGUGGACAUGACAGAUAUGUGCAUGGUGAGCCUCGAUCUCGUGAGCUGCGUGUGCGAUGGUGUCAUAGACCGUGACGCGCUGCUGGAGCAGCAGCUGCGGCCGAAAGAAGAUGGUGGUGCUUUCGGGACUAUGGAUGCGCGUGUGAUGGCGCUUGCAACGUCGAUGCUCCUCCCUCCCGCCGCCAGCGGCAUCGGAUGUGAUGGCGCGCCCAGCAGCUGCAGUGGUUCUGAGGCGCUGCCAAACCGCUGCAUAGCGCUUCUGGCUGCAUGUCAGUCACUGGCAGAUCAUCCAACCCAUGUCUCGACAAGGCUGAACAGUGUGACUGCGGACGGUGCUGUUGAAGAUGAAGCGUUCUGUCUGUCAGAUGAGUUCGGUGACGUGCGCCGAGCCUGCUUCGCCAUCGUUUAUGACUGUGUCUUCCUCGUUGCGUAUCGUUCUUCCCUUUUUCGGCCUCUUGAUGUGGCUGUAGCGCCCGACACUGGGCUGGUGAGCAGCCCGAGAUGUCUUUCCGGCUCCCUUGGAAGAGAUCUCUUUGCGUUGUGCAUGCGCGAGGUGCUUCCCUCUAGUACGCCUUUGUCUGUGACGCAGAGUGCAGACUACGCAGCGCGCUUCCGCUUCGUCUCGGCCCACAACGCUGCAGCCUCCGAUGCAUGGCUUUGUUUGGGGUCUCUCUUGAGUCUUUGGGACCAGCAGCACUGGCAGACGAGACGCAGCGCCGCGCGUGGUGCGCAACCCACAUGCGAAGGAGAACGCGGCCCACGCUCGGUGUUCCACAUUCACGGACUCGAGUCCACCGCAGAGCUGCACUCUCACGGUCUGCACACCCUGAACUAUCUCUUGGCUCUUCUACAAGACACGAGAGGCACCAUCAUGUCCAACAUGAGGCUGAACAUGACCACCGCUGCCUGCGGUUUGGCAGUGCUGCUAUGCGACUCUGGUCGUUCGCACACCGAUUCUGGUGCACUGGCACCUGUGUGUCCUCUCCCCUUCGCCACCAUCUCUGCCACAUUUUCGGUGGCCGCCAGCACUCGUAUACAGGAGUACGCUCCCAAUGCCUCGGGCGGAGACCUGAGCGGCAUCAGCGAAGCUGCCCACGUGCUGUGGUGCCUCGGCCGCCUGUGGCAGGAGGCGGUACAACCGCUUCCCCAGGACGCAUUGUGCUCAUUUCUGCGCUCGAAUGGAAGGGAGACCACCAAGACGAUUUUGUGGUGGACGCGAUGUGUGUUUGGAGCGAAGAAGCGGCUGCCGCCUGCUGACCCCCCUGCGUCGGCAUCUGCCCCCUUCUGGGGAUCCCUUCUGGAGCUGUGGCGACCUGUCGCGCGCGCACUUGUGCAGGCCGCGAAAGGGAAAGCACUCUCACUGACGCAGGCGCAGCUCUCCGAGCUGGGUCAACUGGAGCGACUGUGA